AUAUAAAUAAUUAAAUAUGUAUUAUACUCUGUAUUGUACAGCACGUCUAUAAAAUAAUUUUUUACGGAUUUAUAGUACGGCGACACCUUUGAGUAUUCUUUUGAAGGAGCAACAGCGUCUUGAAUUAAAAUAAAUUUACAAAAAAAAUGUAUUUGAUUUCAAUGCCGAAUCCCCCUCCAAUUUUUUCCAUUCGCAUUAUUGAAGAGCUCAAUCUGUAUCGUUCGUAUAAAGCUAAUGUAACAAUGGAUACUACCGUAGAGCUAUUGCUGAAAUGCUUUAAAGCUCACAUUAAAGAUGAACUACACGACUAUAAACUUUUAUACAACGGACAAGACUUACAAAAUACUGAUACUCUUAAAAAUCUAGGAUUAAAGGAAAGAGACUAUAUCCGAGCAGUUCAAAUUCCAUUUAAACUUUAUGUGAAAACGCAAGAUAGAAAAAUUAUAGAACUUCAUGUGACUGGAAAAGUAGCUAUCUCUAUGGUCAAACAAAUGGUUCACAAACAUGUAAAUAUCCCUGUUUAUAAACAACGACUUCUUUUUGAUGGAAAGCAAUUGCAUGAUUUUAUGAUCUUGAAACUUUGUGAUAUUCAAAAAGGGUCAACAUUGGAGCUAGCUAUAGCUUCAUUUAAACUUUAUGUGAAGAAGAAAGAUGGAAGAGUUGUAAAACUCUAUCUAAAUGAAGAUGACACUAUCCAUGAUGUUAAACAAAUGGUUUGGCAACGUACGCGUAUUCCUGUUUAUAAACAAUGUCUUCUUUUUUGUGGAGAACAAUUGCAUGAUUCUAGCACCUUGAAGAGUUGUAAUAUUCAAAAUGAGUCAACAUUUGAGCUAGCUAUAGCUUCAUUUAAACUUAAUGUGAAAAUGCAAGAUGGGAAAGUCAUAGUACUUUAUGUAACUGAGAAGAAUACUAUCAAUGAAGUUAAACAAAUGAUUCAGGAACGUGAAGGUAUUCCUAGAUAUAAACAGCGUCUUUUUUCUUAUGAAUAUCAACUGCGUAGUAGUAGUACCUUGAAAUGUUGUAAAAUUGAAGAAGAGGCAACAUUGAAGCUAAUUAUAUCUAAGAGUAAUUCUCUGAUUCAUGUGAAAACAUUAACCGGAAAAAACAUUAUUUUGUCAGUAUGCGAGAACCUUUUUCCCCAAGUUGCAGUUGAUGCACCGAGUGAAAGAACAUUACAUCUCGUACUUAAUUUACGAGGAGGAAUGUUUCAAGAAACCAGUGGGCGUAUAGAUUUCAAUGCAUUACCACCACUUAUGCAAUAUAUGCAAGUUCCUGGAAGAUAUUUACAUGAUAAGGUUCAUGCUGGUAUUGCUUGUAAUUAUUGUGGCAAAAGUGAAUGGAAAGGAGCAAGAUAUAAGUGUUCAGAAUGUCUUGAUUAUGACUUAUGUUAUGAGUGCAUCAAAAUAUCCAAGUUGGUUCAUAAUGAACAGCAUAAUUUUUCGGAAAUAUUGGACCCAGAAAAUCAAAAUGAUUUUCCAAAAGAUAUUCCCGUUAACCCUGUUACCAUCUUACCAAUACUUCCAACAAAAAAGGAAGAAAUGUUAACCUUGCUACAAGAAGAAGAAAAGCGAAGGUUUUCAUCAGAAAUACAACAACAAUAUUACAAGGUUGGAAGUGAUCCCACAUCUGGAAAGGACUGGAUGGAUGUUACAGAUCAAAUGCAACAUAAUUUGGUUCGAGAAUUUGGUUACUCGGAUGAAGCUGUACAAUUAUUACGACGUGCCCCGCAACUUUACCAAGGUUAAAAAAAGAAGUUUUUCUUUUUUGCUAUCAUUGUAUUUGUAUAUUUGAUGCUUGCUUUAUUUUUAGACGACCCUGCAUUUCAUACGACUCAAGUAUAUGUUCGCAAUAAUAUUGUUUCUCGUGGAAAUCUCAAAGAAGGAAUGCUGGCACCUGAUUGUCCACUAGUUCCCCUAACGAAUGAUAAAACUAUUAUUCAACUACAUUCACUUUACAAACCGGGACGACCCUUUGUUCUACUUGCAGGAUCAUAUACUUGUCCAUUAUAUCGAUACAUAUCUCAUGUGCUCAAUGAUAUUUAUAGUCUAUAUAAUGAAAAUGUAGACUUUUAUAUGAUUCAAAUUCGUGAAGCACACGCCAGUGAUGU
Messenger RNA from Rhizophagus irregularis DAOM 181602=DAOM 197198, 2107 nucleotides. The record is from RefSeq and is a predicted model, not a curated record. NCBI's taxonomy places the organism in Eukaryota, Fungi, Glomeromycota, Glomeromycetes, Glomerales, Glomeraceae.